UUAACAAUUUAGUGCAAUAAAAUUCAAAAUCGAGAAACUGUCAGUUAUCACAUUUUUCAUUUUUAAAUCGUUAAUACAAAAUUUUUCAAAAUUUCGCCCAUAAUGUAUGCACCGAUGGCCCUUUACUACAAUUAUUUCAAAAAAGAUAAGCUUCGAGAUGAAACUGUGCCACCCGGAAACGAUUUAAACAAAACAAACUCAAGCUUAUGCUUGGCUUUGAACUCGGGCAGCUUCAACCCGGGCAUUAUCCUUAAUCAAACGGCGGACAUGUGCAAGAUCUACUUCCUCCACAGCAAGGAAUCGAUAGAAGUCGCUCGCAACAACAUCCUGGGUAACCUGUUCGUGCUCAAGGAUCGCGAGGUGUCCUAUAGGGAGAACGGACGCGUUUACGCCGGCAAGAUCAUCGGCAUGGACAGCAAGACUGGACGGGGAAGUCCCAAAAACUUUUUGAUAGAGAAGCCGACCAAGGAGGCUGCCUGGGUCUCGAUGCCCGAUAUCUUCUUGAGCCAGAGGCAGUACAAAUCGUUGGUCAUGGACUCGCCUCCCAAUUUGGAUAAAACCCGGAACAUUGAUUGAAGCUUACCUAUUAUUUUUUAAAUUUUAGUUGAUUUUGACAAAUGAUGAAAUUUUUAUUUAGAUUAGCUUUCCAAAUUAUAGUCUGAAUUGUUAUUACAGGUACAGAUUAAUAACAUAUACAUUAAAUUGUAGAAUAAACAAUUAUGAAUAACCAUGAAAUUACCAGUUUUGUGAAUCGAAAUUAAUAAAAAUAAUCUAUUAUGAUAA
This is a messenger RNA of Aethina tumida (small hive beetle), 783 nucleotides long. RefSeq lists its product as uncharacterized. The transcript has 2 exons. Bases 103 to 576 code for a protein of 157 amino acids. Lineage: Eukaryota; Metazoa; Arthropoda; Insecta; Coleoptera; Nitidulidae. The record is from RefSeq and is a predicted model, not a curated record.